Messenger RNA from Exserohilum turcica Et28A, 1257 nucleotides. RefSeq lists its product as uncharacterized. Gene Ontology annotation, cellular component: phagophore assembly site. The coding region runs from base 1 to 1257 and encodes 418 amino acids. Gene Ontology annotation, molecular function: phosphatidylinositol binding. Gene Ontology annotation, biological process: cytoplasm to vacuole targeting by the Cvt pathway; autophagy. The record is from RefSeq and is a predicted model, not a curated record. The transcript is spliced from 2 exons. NCBI's taxonomy places the organism in Eukaryota, Fungi, Ascomycota, Dothideomycetes, Pleosporales, Pleosporaceae.
AUGGCGGGCGACUUCAGCGAAGGGCGCCUAGAGACGUUCGUCGGCAGCCCACAGAAAGAGUUGGCAGGCACGCAAAACCAAUACGUUUCGUAUCUUGUAACCACAAAGUCAGACUUCCAGUCCUUCCAGAAGCCCGAAUUCUCAGUCCGCCGCCGCUUCACCGACUUUGUCUUCCUCUGGAAACAGCUGUCCAAGGAGUAUCCACAAUGCGCCGUCCCGCCCCUACCCGACAAGCACAAGAUGGAGUAUGUGCGUGGAGACCGCUUCGGUCCGGAUUUUACGCAGAGGCGAGCCCACUCACUGCACCGCUUCCUCAAGCGCAUCGCCUUGCACCCGGUACUGCGGCGAGCGGCCCUGGUCAUCAACUUCCUCGAGAGCCCGGAUUGGAACCAGCACAUGAAGGGCCGCUCGUCGAGAGCCGCUAGCAGCGCCGACCAAAGCUCGGGCGGCUUCGUGGAUGCCAUUGCAGACACGUUUGUCAACACCUUCACCAAGAUCCACAAGCCAGACCAGCGCUUCAUCGAAGUCAGCGAGCGGGCCAACAAGCUCAGCGAGGACCUGAACAAUGUCGAAAAGGUCACGGUCAAGGUAGCCCGGCGGCAGGGCGACCUCGAGACGGACUAUGCCGAUCUGGCGACACAGUGUCAGAAGCUGACCACCAUGGAGCCUGCUGUCGAAGGCAACCUGACGUCGUUUGCCGCGUCUGUUAAUACUACGUCACAAGGCUUCAAGUCGAUCCGCGACCACACAGACCAGAACUACCUGACGAGUCUGCGCGACAUGGAUGCGUACAUUCAGGCCGUCAAGACGCUGCUCCGGACGCGGGAAGCGAAGCAGCUCGACUUUGAGCAGCUGAGCGAAUACCUGGCCAAAUCCGCCGCGGACCGUGACUCGCUCGCUAGUGCGACAGGGGCGGGCAUGGGCGCAUCUGGCUUCCUGCGAUCCAAGGUCGAGGAUUUCCGCGGCAUCGACCACGACCAAGCACGCAGGCAGCGGGUUCGCAAGCUCGAGGUAGAGAUUGAGCGCCUGACGGGCGAGGUGGAACUUUCCAAGAAGGCCAGCGAAGCAUUCGACGAGCACACGGUCAAGGAGGUGGCCGACUUUGAGCGUAUCAAGGCGAUUGAGUUCAAGGACACGCUGGGCGAUCUGGCCGACGCACAUGUCGACUUUUUCCAGGGCACGAUUGAAACAUGGGAGAAGUUCUUGGAGGAUAUGCGGAAGGAGGAGGACCAAAGAAAGGCGGCGGCAGCGUCGUAG